GGCAUGCGUAGUACUUCACGCAACCGGCAUAUGUGCUUCAAGCAUGCUGAGGGCGCAGCAGGCGCCGCUGCUGCAGCGGGCGAGGGCGCGGCAGGCGCCGCUGCUGCAGCGGGCGGUUCACCUGCUGCAUCCGUAGUGGAUACAGCAAUCGCAGGGGCUGCGGGGCCCGGCCAGCCCACGCCGACCAAGUACGUCAUUGAUGAUGAUGAGGACGACAGCAUGCUGGAGCGCCUGGAGAAGCUGGUCUGGGCGAAGCAGCAGGACUUCGAUGCGCUGGCACCAGAGGUGCUGGAGCGCAUGCGCAGUCGCAAGCCUGCCACGGCUGCUGGCGCCGCUGACCCCUCAUCAGCUGGUGCCGCUGGCACUGACGUUGCCGGGGCGCCUGCUGAACGUGGGCGGGGCCGCGGCCGCGGCCGCGGGCGUGGCCGCGGCCGUGGCCGUGGCGGUGGCCGCGGCCGUGGCAAUGCUCAACCAGAGGGCCGUGGCCAGGGCGGGCGGCGUGGACGGGGCGCGGGCAGGGGGCGUGGCCGUGCUGCUGGAAGGAAGCGGUCGCGUGAGGAAGUGGAGGAGGAGGAGUUGCCGACUGGCAGUGAAAGUGGCGGCGGGGAGGAAAGCGGUGGGGAGGAGAGUGGCACGGAGGAGAGUGGCGGGGAGGAGAGUGGCGGGGAGGAGAGUGGCGGGGAGGAGGGUGGCGGGGAGGAGAGUGGCGGGGAGGAGAGUGGCGGGGAGGAGAGUGAAGAGGAGAAGAGCAGUAAGGAGGAAAGCAGUGAGGAGGGGAGUAGUGGGGAGGAUAGUGGCGGGGAGGAGAGUGGAGGAGAGGAGAGCAGUGAGGAGAUCAGCGGGCAGGAGAGCGGUGGGGAGAGCAGUGGGGGGGAGAGCGAUGCAGACGACAGCGGGUAUGAUAGCGAGUUCGAGAAGCCAAUCCUGCAGCUGGUUAAGGCGGUUCGGUCCGGUGCAACGCUUGCGUAAGCAUGUGGUAAGGACACCGGAGGAUACCGGUAAGCAGGUGUGCUUUUAAGUACGGUACGGGUGGGGUUGAGGCACGGCAAAUGAGGAACACGAAGAGAGAGGAACACGAAGAGAGUGCAUGGCUCAGUACGUUAGGGAGGGUUCUGCGUGUUCGUAGGUGUGCAUGGUUACACGUGGUGGUAUAGGGGAGACUGCAGGGCCUUUCCCGCCGGAGCCCCGUUGUCCCCGAAAAUUUGUGUCACAACCGCUUGCAGGUCCCGGUCCCGUCCCGAAAAUUAAUAAAUUCGGCCUAAUUCCAGCUAUUUAUUUACCCCCCUCCCAAAAAUUCAAGGCACGAAUAAUUUUUAGCAGUACGGUAUUGGAGAUGGAGUGUGAAGAGGAUGGCUUGGCGGGUACGUGCCGUGACACGCGUGAUGUGCACUGUUGGACUUCGCUGGCAGUUGACUGUCGCGCC
Molecule: messenger RNA, 1423 nt
Organism: Chlamydomonas reinhardtii
Lineage: Eukaryota; Viridiplantae; Chlorophyta; Chlorophyceae; Chlamydomonadales; Chlamydomonadaceae
Exons: 2
Coding region: 31-969 (312 amino acids)
Source: RefSeq, a predicted model, not a curated record